AUCGAUUAAUUUGAAUCAUAAUCAUAAUCAUCAUCAAGAAGAAUCAACAUCACCAUCAUCAUUAACAUAUUAUCCAACAAAUUAUCAUGUUUCAACAGUUAAUAAUAAUAAUAAUGAUCAUAAUUAUUUACCAAUAACUAAUUCAUCAUCAUCAUCAUUUCCGUCUGUAUAUCAUCAUCAUGCUGCUCAACAUUAUGGUUAUCAUCAUAAACCAUCUUAUUCAUCAUCAACGUAUCCACCGCCAAUACAUCCGGUGGAUCAUCAUCAUCAUCAUCAUCAACAUCCGGAUCAUUGGAAUUCAAUGGAAACAACAAAUAAUUUCAUUUCGAAUACAAUUUGUAUGGAACCAAUGAUGACAAAUAAUAAUGAUAAUAACAAUUUUGAUUCACCACCAACGGCAACAACAACUUCAUCAACAUCAAGUUAUUGUUAUCUGGAAAAUAAACAUAAUGCUCGUCCACAACAAACGAUGAAAUGGUCAACAACAACCGCAUCAUUGAUGGAAAAUGAUAAUGAUGAUGAUGAAAAUGAAGAUUGUAGUAGUAGAAAAAAUCAUGAUCAAAGAUUAGCCGCUUUAACAACAACAACAACAACAACGCCGACAGGAACAAAAACCGAAGCUAUAACCGGCAUUGAUUCAGAAAAAUUUAAUUAUUAUCCACAUAUAACCGAUAAAAUGAGCGAUGAUGAUGUUAAUAAUAAGAAUCAUUGUUGUUCAUUUGAACAAUCAAAUUCAAUGGAAAUAUCUGAUCAUUGUUGUAAACAAACAACAAACAACGACGAUCAUGUUGAUGAUACUGUUAUUUGUGGCGAUGAUGGUAUUGGUGUUGUUGGUGAUGAUGAAAAUUAUAUAACAAUAACACGAACAACAUCAAAUGGUCAAAUUAUAAAAGUGGUCACAAAACGACGUUCAGCAAAUAAAAAAGAACGUCGUCGUACACAAUCGAUUAAUAGUGCAUUCUCAAAUCUACGUGAUUGUAUACCAAAUGUACCGGCGGAUACAAAAUUAUCUAAAAUUAAAACCCUACGAUUAGCCACUAGUUAUAUAUCAUAUCUAAUGAAAAUAUUGGAUAGUCCAUAUGAAAAUUGUACAAAAUUAUUAACAGAAGGUUUUCGUGCCGAUCUAACCAAUGCCAAACGUUCAACACAACAGAAUCGUAUUGAAACACAAAAUGAAAUUCAACGACAAUUACGUUUACAGCAAUAUAAACAAGCAAUUGUGACGAAUAAAAAACGUUCAUCAAGAAGUCAUCACCAUUCGAGUAAUAAUAAAACAAAUAUAACAGCAUCAUCAUCAUCAUUUACAAAUGAAAAUAUUAUCCACCAUCAUUCACAUCAUUCAAUCGAUCCACAUUAUCGUCAUCUUUCUCAUUAUAGUCAUCAACAACCUUUUGAUCUUAGUGUGGAAAAAUUAUCAUCAUCCACAACAACAUUGGAUAGAAAUAUUAAUCCGAUUGAAACAUUAUCAUCUUCAUCAGUAGCAGCAGCAGCAGUAACAACAACAACAGAUGAAUUAUCAUUGGAUAAAACAACAACAGCAACAGCAGCAGCGACAACAUCUGAUACAAUAUAUAAUUCAUCUACAAUAGCAACAGAAACAACACCGAUACCAACAUCAGCAAUUCAUAAUGAUGGUGAUGGAAUGACAACAACAACAACAACAGCAACAGCAGCAACAAUGAUGAUGAUGGUAACACAACAACGACCACGUUGUCGUACCGGUUGGCCACAACAUGUUUGGGCAUUAGAACUUAAAAAUUAUGAUCAAUGAAUAAUAAUGAAUCAACUAAACACAUAACACACACACACACACACGUGCGUGCUUCAAGUUUUUUUUUUGAUUGUCAUUGAGAACAUCUCAUUUUCCUUCUCAUGGUUAUCUACACGUGUGCAGGAAAAAAACAAACCACAACGCCAAUCAUGUAAUCAAAUUUUGAAAUUUUGUUGUAACUACUACCGGUCGUGUAAUUUGAAACCAAACGAUACAUGGUGAAUGUGAAUUCUAUAAUCAAAUACAAAUUUUUUGGCUAAUCCAUCAUCAAUUUUUUUUUUCGUUGGAAAAAAAUUUUUCA
Messenger RNA from Dermatophagoides farinae (American house dust mite), 2072 nucleotides. The record is from RefSeq and is a predicted model, not a curated record. NCBI's taxonomy places the organism in Eukaryota, Metazoa, Arthropoda, Arachnida, Sarcoptiformes, Pyroglyphidae.